Molecule: messenger RNA, 3576 nt
Organism: Closterium sp. NIES-65
Lineage: Eukaryota; Viridiplantae; Streptophyta; Zygnematophyceae; Desmidiales; Closteriaceae
Source: the annotation of a GenBank genome assembly
AUGGUGUCUCCGCGAGAAAAGGCCGGGUUCUCCCGGCGACUCGGAAGCGGCGCGGUCCUCCUGGCGGCCACAGUGGCGCUCCUCCUCUUGCCGUGUGCCGAUGCCGCGCAGAAAGAUACCUGGUCUCCGCGGACCUUCACGGCCGAUCCUUUCCCCGUGCCUCCGCCAGACUGGCAAAACCUCCCCUUCCUGCGCCGCCAAGAGAGCGCUCGCCGCAGGCUUUUGAGCGGUGGUGGCGUGUCACGUCCUCAUUGGAUGCCUCAUAGCGAGUACACCCUUCCCUGGAUGCUGGGGGAUCGGAAGCCUCUCAUUCCAACAGACCCAUCGGAUGGGGAAGCUGACGUGGCAGAGGCGGCGGCCACGUCACCCGGAAAUGACGGGUGGCUUGGGGCUAACGGUGCAGGUGUUGCCUCUGCCGCUGCUGCUGGCGGUUCGGCGGGCGCGGGAGCAAGGGGGGGGCCGAGAUACUCACUGGCGCAGCGAAAAGGCGUGUGCUCCCCGGUUACUCCCGCGAGUCCGCGCAUCGUGGUUACCACCGAGGCUGACUUCGUGAAGCGCCUCAAGUAUCCGCGAAAAACGACGGUUCUGAUGACGCUAAAAGCGGACAUAAUGCUAAAGAAAGGCCUCGCUUUUGGCCCCUACUACUCGUGCACGAUCCUGCAAGCGGACGUCACGGGCAACCGUACGAUCUCGUUAGCCGGAGCCGAUCAGCCAAUCCUCCGAAUCGUCGAGACUUUUAACGUGAUUGUAUGGGGAAUCAACUUCUGGAUGGGCGUUCUUCCAACUUCCCCUGCUUGCAAGGGGAUACCGGAGCACGGAGCGGGGGCGGUUUGCCCUACAAUUCACGUGUACAAAUCCUUCGGCAUCCAAAUUGCACAGGGUUACCUGUGGGGGCGAUUGGACUUGUAUCGCACGAUGAAUUCGCUAGUCGACGGGAUGGCGAUCACGGGCGAGUUCCCGUUCGCCAAAAGCCCGGGUUCCAUCCGCGUCGCAUUCAGCGGGGUCGGCACCCGGGCGAUCAAGUCGGGCAUCGUGCUUUCAAAUAACGACAUUUACGUCGUCAACACGCCCGUCUACUUGACCAACGGUGCCGUCGGCGUGCAGGUCGUGAACAACUUCUUGCACCAGUACACGGGGAGCGGCGUGCAGUGCGGGACGCACGUGAACAACGCGGGGAGCUGCAUGAUGACGUUUAUCGGGCGCAACUGGUUCUUCCCCAACGUCACCAUCACCGCCAAGACCGACAUCUCGAAUAUCCGCUUCACCACGCACUGGAUCAGCCCCGGCAAUGCGGCGUCAUGCAACUACAUGCUGGGUGGCAACAGCUGCUUCAACCUAGAGGCUGACACCACCGGUGUUGUCGUCCUGGGGGGCGCGUGCAUGGGUGCUUUUAACGGGGUCAACAUUGAGAAUGGCAAAGAGAACCGGAUACAGUACGUUUGGGUGAAGGACUACACUGCCGUCCCGGGGUCAGCGACGUGUCCCACAGUCACAACCAUCAACUGCAACACGCCCACGGGCAAGCUGUGGGAGAGCAAGCGGAUCAAGUACUACAACUCCCCGAUCAUUAACAAGCGCUGGCCCUUCCUGAGCAAAAUCUGCAAGGACGCAAGCAUCGGCACGGUGCCCUGCAAUGUCCCCACAGCCGGGUCCCUCAACGCACGGCAAACCGGCAAGUGCAGCGGCCUCCCGACCAGUAACAUCCUCGAUCUCGCCCUGCUGGACGGCAGCAAAUUCCCGCUGAGCUUUCAGGGCUGCGAAAAGACCCCUUCAGUGCCUACAGUGAACAAAUUCUCGAGCAUCCGCGCCAAAAUGGGCCGGUUUAGCCCGGCUGCGCUGAUCGCAUGCGUGUCGCUGCUCAUCCUUCUCGCGGCACCAGCGGUGAAGCCUGAUAAAAAUUCUCCACGUCAACCACUAGCUAUCGAGGACGGCGACCGGGACGCAUGGCCGCAUUCCUCGCCUCUAUCGCUCAUAGAGGAUUUAUUCCCAACAUCGCCUGCGCUUUCCUCUCCCUACCGCCUCCUCAAAUCCACCCCGGCCCCCACGAAGUCCUCCGGCCGCGCAAGCUCCCCCGCCCGCGCAAGCUCCGCGCCAGCCUCCGACAAGAAGGGCAGCGGCAAGAAACUGCAACAGUCGGGAAAAUCGGCGUCAGAGGGCGCCACGUCAGCAGGAGCCGGAACAGCCCUCUCGUCGUCCACUUCUGGGAAGGGGAAGCGGGGAAAACGGGGGAAGCGGGGGAAGGGUGGGAAAAAGGGGAAAGCGGGGGGUGCGGCGAAAGCAAGUGAGACGAGCAGUUCGCUGCAGAACGGAAAGAAAAAGGCGGGGAAGAAAGGAAAGAAGACGGCUGUUUCAUCGGGCAAAACGGGCAAAGCUGGGUCGUCUGGCGAGAGGAAGAAGGGUGGGCACAAGUGGCCUCGCGAGGGCACAACGGGGUCUGCUGGUGAGAGGAAGAAGGGCGGACAUAAGUGGGCUCGCGAGGGCACGAAGAAAACCUCUGUGAAGAAGUCUGAGGCAAAGACGGCGAACGCGCCACUAGCGAAGAAGGCCGCGACGACUUCGCCAGCGUCGGGUAGCUCUGGAGGGUCCAAGCGCGGACGAAGCAAGUCUGGAAAGGGAAAGAAGAGACGCACCCCCGCUGCGGCACCAGCUGACUCCGGCUCAAAGUCCGGAGGGGGCAAGAGGAAGCCAACGUCGGGCAAGUCCGGCUCGCGUGGGGGAUCCGCACCUCCCGCCACAACUUCCGCGCGUUCGCACAAGAAGGGCAAGACGACGAAACACAGCCAGGAAGUGGGCUCUGGCAUUGAAGGGAAAGGGUCAUCGAAUUCCGCUAAGCCAACGAAGCCGCCUGCGUCUCCCUCGGGAGGAAGCACGUCGAGCCCAGCGAAAGCGCCCAAAGGCUCUGACUCAGAUGCCUCCAAGGCUAGCAAAACGCCGAAGCCGUCCAGCGGCCCAACUAGCAGCUCAAAGCCCAGCAAGGAUAAGAACUCGGAUUCGGCGAAGGCUGAUUCGGGUUCGGAGAAAUCAGGCUCGGAUGCAAAACCUUCUCCUCCCUCUUCUCCCGCCAAGCCAAGCACGGGGAAGAGGAAAAAGCCACCCCCGCCAGCAGACACGAGUGAGGGUGAACCUGCCAGCUCGCCUCCUGCGGCUCCUGUGCCGAAGAUGAUAUGUGAGAAACACAAGGGGCAGCAGCUGAUGGUGAUGGACGGUAACCUCUUCUUCACGGGGAAUGUGGAGAAGUGCGAGGGUUCUUGUAUCAAGGAUUCCUCCUGCCUCAUGUACACCUUCUCGGGACUCAGCUGUCAACUCUUCACGGCUAAUAUGACUGCCAGGCCUGUCAAGGCGUGCUUUUCGCGUAAGUGUCAGUGGGGGAAGUGCAGAGACACGGAGGGAGAUGGUAGCGAAGAGGACAGUAGCGGAGAUGGCAAUUCUGGUGGGGACACUGGUGGUGCAGAUGAGAGUGGGGGAGGUGAUUAUGGGGGUGAUUCCAGUGGAGGGGACUCUACUGGGGAUGACAGCACCAGUGACUCAGGAGAUGAUUCCAGCUCGGAUGGAGCGACCAUUGACUACGGGCGAUGA